Messenger RNA from Xenia sp. Carnegie-2017, 1458 nucleotides. RefSeq names its product GTP-binding protein Rheb-like. Gene Ontology annotation, molecular function: GTPase activity; GTP binding; GDP binding. The transcript has 8 exons. Gene Ontology annotation, cellular component: plasma membrane. NCBI's taxonomy places the organism in Eukaryota, Metazoa, Cnidaria, Anthozoa, Malacalcyonacea, Xeniidae. Gene Ontology annotation, biological process: small GTPase-mediated signal transduction. The record is from RefSeq and is a predicted model, not a curated record. The coding region runs from base 304 to 858 and encodes 184 amino acids.
UGGUAGGAUUUCACCGAAAUGAAAUUGAUGGAACUGAAGCUCUCAAAAAUCAUACAAAAAAUAAAUUUGCAGCAUUUAAUCAAUUUAUAUAGUUCCUACAACAAUGAUAGUAAUAAAAAACCAUGACAAACUUUACAAAUUUGGACAGGGUCAAAGUUUACCAACUACUUGUGAAAGAUGUAUAUAAGUAGAAUUGCUUGCUCCUGAUUUCCUUGUCAACACAAGAUAUUUUACUGCCUUAAAGUUGUUUUUUCCAGAAAAGAUGAUUCCUUGAAGUAGAAGAUUUUUCUGUAGACGUAUAUCAUGGCACCGCCAAAAUCAAGAAAAAUAGCAAUUAUGGGCUUUCGUUCAGUUGGAAAGUCAUCAUUAACGAUUCAAUUUGUCGAAAAUCAAUUCGUGGACUCUUACGACCCAACAAUAGAAAAUACAUUCACAAAGAUCGUAAAGAACAGAGGGCAAGACUAUAACUUGGAAUUGGUUGAUACUGCUGGUCAGGAUGAGUACUCCAUAUUUCCUCAAGCAUACUCAAUGGGCAUUCAUGGUUAUAUACUUGUUUUUUCUGUUACCUCACAGAAAAGCUUUGAUGUUGUCCAAGUCAUCCAUGACAAGCUGCUAGAUUUCACUGGACAGAACAGAGUUCCAACGAUAUUGGUGGGAAAUAAAAAUGACUUGCACAUGGAAAGGGUCAUUUCAACAGAGGCAGGAAAACAACUAGCCAACAGAUGGAAAGCAGUUUUUUUAGAAACUUCUGCCAAAGAACACAAGAGUGCAGAACAAGUGUUUUACAGUAUUCUGGCUGAAAUUGAGAAACAGCAGAAUGGUCCGAGCGAGAAAAAGGAUGACUGUACUAUUUUAUAAGAAUCGCAAACUAUUUCUUAUCGCCUUCUGAAACCAAAAAUUCUCAAAUAGCAAUUUAUAGUAGUGUGCAUAGAAAAACUAUAUAUGUACAGGUCUACAUAUGUAUUUUUUCAUUCAUAUUUAUGAUUGCUACAUAUCUAUGGGUCUUGCGUCUACACAUUGCCGGAAAAUCAUAAGCCUCGGGAAAAAGUCUAUUUUUCUGGGUCCCUUACGCCUGCGUUUUCUUUAGUGAAAACAGAAACUUUUAAAAAGGGACGGGAACCAAUUAAAACAUCAGCAAUGACAGUUUUAGUAAAAAUAUAAAAAGAUUUUUUACAAAAAAAUGGAUAGAUAAGCAUUGUGUAUAUAUGCUAGCAACAUGUAGAUAAUCAUUUUAGUAUAGCAACGCAAACGUCCGAGGAUACGACGUUGAUUCCUUGUUUUUGAAUCGUUUUCGGCGUUUUUGUGUGGACGUCAAGAAAAUUUUACAUUACCUAUGUGCUGACAAGAAUUUUUUGAAUACGACGUGGCUUUAAUCAUACGUGCAUAAAGAUUUUUUCAUAUGUUUUUUUUUCUAAUUUGUCUGUGUACUUUUGAAUUAAAUAAAUAUUGGUUUUCAAA